Fraxinus pennsylvanica is the source of this 402-nucleotide messenger RNA. Lineage: Eukaryota; Viridiplantae; Streptophyta; Magnoliopsida; Lamiales; Oleaceae. The record is from the annotation of a GenBank genome assembly.
AUGGUAGAUCCACGUCUCAAUCUGGAAUUUCCAGUAACAAGCUUAAAUCAAGCGGUCGGAGUUGCAGCUAUGUGUCUUCAAGAUGAUCCAUUGGUCCGUCCCUUUAUAUGCGAUGUUGUAACCGGUCUUAGUUUCUUAGCAAUGGCUCCACCUGGUGGUGCCCUUCCUAAGCUUCUUUCAGCGCGUACCCCAUCUCCAAGCUCAAAAACAUCAAGUGAACACACCGAAGAUUUUAAUCGACAUAUGGACAGUGAACAAGAGGAUUCAGCAAGUUCCCUAAAUAAAAUUACAGAAUCAAAAGAAUGGGAUUCUCAAGAAGCAGAUUGUUGUUCAAGUUCAAGCAGCAGCAGGUAUGUAGAAUCCUCCAGUCGAAGGGAUGGUUCGGAUUCUAGGCCUCGUUAG